GGGCUUACGACUGGUGGGGGAGAUGCAGCCAUGUGUGGGCUGCGGGAAGCGAAGGGCAGGCGGGCACCGGUGCCGCGGCGUGGCACCCGCGCGGCGGUACCGUUCAGCAAAACCCACAUCGACCUCACGGGCCCGUUCUCUGACGCGCUGGGCGGCUCCUGGUACCUGGUCAUGUUCGUGGACAGCGCAUCGCGGUGGCAACGGGGGUACGGGAUGCGGGCAAAGAGCGACACCCUGAAGUUCGUGCAGCGGUUCCUCGCCGACAUGAACGGCAUGGGCACUCCGGGGUGUUUCCGCAUGGACAACGGCGGCGAGUUCACCGGCUCCGCGUUAACCUCGUUCUGCGACGCUGCUGGUAUUCGGCGCGAGUACACCGCCCCCGACACCCCCAAGCAAAACGCGGUGGUCGAGAGCGCCAUAUGGCGCGCCAUGAAGGGGGGCCACGCCGCGCGCCGCCACAUCCUCGCCAUGGACCACGUCGACCUCUCCUCCAUCCCCAACGUCGGCGUCAACGGACAUCGGCCGUGGCUCGCGUCGGCGCUGUGGGCAUCCACCUGCUUCAACCGCUCCGCUACGAAGGCCAACCUGGGCUGGAUGUCGCCGUUUUAGGCGUUCUUCGGCCGGAAGCCGCCCCUCACCGUC
Molecule: messenger RNA, 642 nt
Organism: Ectocarpus sp. CCAP 1310/34
Lineage: Eukaryota; Phaeophyceae; Ectocarpales; Ectocarpaceae
Source: the annotation of a GenBank genome assembly